UGGGUAUUUCUUAUCAAAUUUCGAAAUUUGAUUCCUGAGUCAUUGCUGCUGAGUCACAUGAAUUAAUUAUGGAUGUAACUUUUUUAUUUCAAUGCAAGCUAUCUAUACUACUAUUAUUAAAAAAGAAAACGUGAUACCACUAAUGAAAAAAAAAAUAUGGGCAGUUUGUUGCCCUGAAAGUCAUUCCCUCACUUGUCCCUUAGUCCAAUAACAUUUACUAUAACGCCUGCUCAUCUCAAAUAAAACAAUAUUUUUAUAAAUUAAAUAUUGUGAACAUAUUAGAAAGAUAGUGUUAUUGUUUAUAUAAACUUUCAUUGCACUAUGACGAAUACGCAUAAAAAUAUACUAUUUUAAAUUAUGUCCCGCAAAAUAAAAUCAUUCCCUCACCGUAUUACGGAUUUUCGAUUUCUAAUCGUAUCGAAAGAGAUUUAUGAACGCAACCUUAAGUUUUUUUAAACUGGCAACACUCCCAAACGUUUCAAUAUGGCGAUUUCUUUUUAUCAAUAGGUGAGUUAGUGCAAAAAAAUAUUACGUUCAAAAUAGUUAAGCAUUACGUUUAUGGCGGUCAUUACCUCACGUUACAUUUAUGUAAAAGGUAUUUUAGUAUAUGUGUUUAUGUUUUGUGAUUUUUAUGCGUUUUUGGGAGUAAAAUAAUAUCUCAAAACGUUAAAAUCAAAUUGAGGUUAUGUACCGGUAUUUUUGUAGCUUUAGUUAAAAUUCGUCAUUCCCUCACGGUCAUUCCCUCACUACAUUCAGGAGUGAGGGAAUGACGGUUGUAUGAGGGAAUGAUUAUACAGUAUUCUUUUAGAUUAUUUUAUUUCUUUCUUUCGAUUUGUGCUUCACGGCAUUUCAUUUUAAACAGGUAUUGUAUAUGAAAGAAAAAUGGCAAGACAAAAGAAGUUGAGUGACUUAGAAAAGAAAUUGAAAAAGAAAGAGUAUGACAGAAAAAGGCGAGAAAAAGUGAAAAAUAAUACGGAAUCUUUGGAAAAACUGCGGGAAAAGGAAAGGUUAAAAUAUAUAAAGAAAAAAGAGAAGGGUCAGGUAAAAUCAGUCGUUGCUAUGAAUGCUAGAGAGCUUAGACAAAAGCGAAAACAAUGGAAAAAAAAUAGUAAAGUGUAUAGGGAUAAAAAAGAUAUAGCACGCAAAGAUUUACAAAGAGUACUUGAUGAUACACCUCCACAAAGUCCAUCUGUUUUGCAGCAAAGUAGAGAAGAUAUAGCUGCUCGUAAUAGACGUCAGAUGCGAAGACGACGAGCUAUUUUGUAUGCGAGGAUUGUUAAUUUGGAAAAAAGAGUGAAGAAUGCAGUUAAGUUAAGCGAAAAAUACAAGAAAAGAUAUUUGAGACUGAAAACAAAAAAUACUGAUCCAGAAUCUCCUACAACUAAAGUAAAUACGUUCUUAAAGAAUGUACAAGUUCCGGAUCUUGUGAAGAAGAAGUUACUUUUCGGAGAAGCGUUAUCAAAAGACCUAAAGACUAGUUACGAUGAUCUUGGAAAGAAACAUGAAAACAAGAAAAAGUAUUACAACAUGUUGAAGCUGAAAUCAUUGCACAAAUAUAAAUUACUACAUGCAGCGAAACCUUUUUUUAAGCAUGAUACUUCAAAAAGACAAAAGCCUCGUAAAAUAAGCGCCAAAAUGCUGAAGGUAAAAGACGAUGUAAUUAAAUUUUUGGAGAAAGAUGAAAACACAAGAAUGUGUCCAGGGAAAAAAGACUAUCUUAAAUCUAAAGAAGGCAAAACGCAACAAAAGCGUGUUUUAUAUGACACACUUUAUAACUUACACCAAAAGUUCCUAGGCACAGUCAAUUAUAAGAUAAGCUUAGCAACUUUUUGCAAAUUCAGACCUUUUUGGAUUACCUGGCAAAAUGUGAAUGAGCGAAAUACCUGCAAAUGCGUAAAGCAUGCCAAUAUUGAACUGAUGAUAUCUAAAUUGCAUGAAGUCAAAGCUUUGAAAUUUAGUAGUGUGACUGCAGCUCUAGCAAGUGUAACCUGCAAUGUGCAUUCUACAAAAUGUCUAUUCAGGGAAUGUUCAACCUGCAAGGAACGCACUUUAGAAUACUACUUACCAAUGCCUAAUCAGUUGGUGACCUAUCGACAAUGGAUUUAUGAAGUCAGUUCAUUUGAAAAGGACGGAAAACAAAGGUCAGUUCGUAAACCCGUCAAGAAAGAGUAUAGGGUUAAAUUGAAACAGCUUGUUCAAGAUUUGGAAGCAGCAUUACCAGUUUUUUUCCAACAUGUUGGCACUAUAGCACAUCAAUAUCAAGCCAUUCAAAAUAUAAAGAACAAUUUAACAAUAAAUGACGUUCUAAUUCAUGUAGAUUUCAGCGAAAAUUAUUGUUGCAAGUAUAAUGAGGAAAUACAAGCUGUCCACUUUGGGGGAGCAAGACAGCAGAUAACAAUGCAUACAGGAGUACUGUACUUGCGCAAUGGUGAUACAGUCAAACCUGUAUCUUUCUGUUCUCUAUCUAGCAACAACAGACAUGACACAACGGCUAUUACAUAUGUUGAGUGA
Messenger RNA from Pieris rapae (cabbage white), 2511 nucleotides. RefSeq names its product trichohyalin-like. The record is from RefSeq and is a predicted model, not a curated record. Bases 883 to 2511 code for a protein of 542 amino acids. The transcript has 2 exons. NCBI's taxonomy places the organism in Eukaryota, Metazoa, Arthropoda, Insecta, Lepidoptera, Pieridae.